Molecule: messenger RNA, 2318 nt
Organism: Thamnophis elegans (Western terrestrial garter snake)
Lineage: Eukaryota; Metazoa; Chordata; Lepidosauria; Squamata; Natricidae
Product: zinc finger protein 436-like
Exons: 4
Coding region: 108-2177 (689 amino acids)
Biological process (GO): regulation of transcription by RNA polymerase II
Molecular function (GO): RNA polymerase II cis-regulatory region sequence-specific DNA binding; DNA-binding transcription factor activity, RNA polymerase II-specific
Source: RefSeq, a predicted model, not a curated record
GUGGAAAUGGGUGGGAAGGGUCGUCGUCUCCGCCGCUGCCUCCUCCUCCUCCUCCUUCCUGUCCUGGCUCCGGCUCCUUCCUCCCUCGGUGAGAAGCUGCCCUUUGUAUGCUUCUCCAUCCCGGGUGCCAUGGAGAGGGUCACCCAUUCCUGAAAGUUGGGAUGCAGCGGCGGAGAGGCGCGAUGCAAAGGCUGCAAAGGGAAGUUCAGAUUGUCCAGCCAGCAACUAAGAUGGCAUCGUGUCACCUGUGGAGUCCAAAGCUCCACGCAAACCAAGGGGAAAGAAACUCUCAUAUUCUCCGCGGGGAAACUGCAAAAAACAUCCUGACAGGGGCAGCUCUACUGCAAAACAAGCAGGGACUGGACAUAGGCCUGCAAGAGAGCCAGAAAACUCAACAUCAGAAAGGAUUGGCAAUGGUGCCUUCUCUUUACUCUGUUUGGAGACCAUCCCGGUUGUUCGAGUCGGUCUCCGAAGAGGACAUGAUGGCAUUCAAGGCUUCCUAUCGGAUGAUGAAGCAGCCCAACCAGUUGUCCAAGGAAGGGCGUCCCAUGGGGAGGCCCAUCGUGCAGGGCCUCAGCAGGGAACCACAGAAAGCACCCGAGAACUUGACAAGAUCGGGGCCUUUGAAAGAGCAGACCUCGACUGAGGUCGACCCUGAGAGCUUGGAGAUAAAACGCCAACACUUCCGGCAUUUCUGCUACCAGGAAAUCGAGGGCCCUCGAGCGGUCUUGAACGAACUCCAGGAGCUUUGUCGCCAGUGGCUUCUGCCGGAGAGGCGUACCAAGGAACAAAUUGUAGAUCUGGUGAUCCUGGAGCAGUUCCUGACCAUCUUGCCACUGGAGAUGCAGAUCUGGGUCUGUAAAGGUGGUCCGGCCACGUGUUCUCAGGCCUUGGCCCUAGCAGAAAAGUUCCUCCUCCGGUUGCAAGAAACGGAGUCUGGUAAACAAAAGGUGCCUGGACUUCUAGAGGAGGAAUUGGUGAAUUCCCCCACAUCUGAACGUGAUCCCUCAGUUACUGUGGAAAGCUGUAUCUCCAUAGAUGAGGAGGAAGAUGAAGCCGUCUUGGGUAAGACUGAAGAACCUAAGGAGUCUGCACAGGACAACCAGAAGCAAAACCCCCUUCUGCUGGGAAUAUCGGAGCCAAUGGAGUGGGGCAUCCCUUUAGAAAAAAUCACAGGAAAGUUGAUAUCCAAUCCUGAGCUAGAAGAGAUUCACAGGAGCCACCAGGUGCAUUACCCAGGGAAAAGUAUAAAACAGGCUCGCCGUUUGGGUGAAAGUGAGAGGAGCUGUCAAGAGGCACCUGUCAGCCAGAAGAAGAAGAAUAAGAAGACAAUGACAACCAAGGCCGUGGCUGAAAAUGGCCUAUGUCCAAGCCUGGGUUUGUUUAAGAAUCAGAAGGUACAGACUGAGAAAGUGCAGCGAUGCAACCCUUGUGAGGAACGGUUGUCUAAAAAGCCAAGCUCAGGGACGCAGGAGAAAGCUGGAGAGCCACCAUCAAAAGGCUGGCCGCGUGAGAGUGACUUGCCCAAGCGUAGCGCCGCCCUAAGACGGGACGAAGAAGGACCCGAAAACCAAGAGGUGGUCUGCAAGUGUAAGGCUAAGAGGAAAAGCCCCGAGAGCAGGCGUUUGCCUCAGCCCAGCUCUGCUCACUUGGGAGCGCCGCCGAAGGGAGAAAAGCCGGCCAAAGGCACCCCCUGCCGGAAGAGGCUCUCCUGGGAAACCCCUUUUCCGAGUCUUGACAAAACUGAUCCGGGGGGGAAACCGCACCAGUGCUUCGAAUGUGGUAAGAGUUUUAGCCAGAAAGGCAACCUCAACAUCCACAAGAAAUCCCACACGGGGGAGAAGCCGUACCCCUGCUUGGAGUGUGGGAAGCGCUUCGUGACAAACUCUCGGCUGCUGACCCACAAGCGGGUGCACACAGGCGAGAAGCCAUACAACUGUUCGUACUGCGGCAACAACUUCAGCCAGCUGGCGCACCUGGUUCAGCACCAGCGGAGGCACACCGGGGAGAAGCCGUACAGCUGCCCCUACUGUGGGAAGAGCUUCAGCGUCAAAGCCAACCUGAUCACGCACCAGCGCACCCACACAGGGGAGAAGCCGUACGAGUGCUCCGAGUGCCCCAAACGCUUCGUUUCCAGCUCUGAUCUUAAAAAACAUAAAAAGGUGCACACUGUAUAGGUGUGUGUCCAUGAGUAGACCUAAGAAUGAUCACCCUCGUUCUCCCCUUUAUAGUAGGUGGAGACGCCCUUGAGUAUUUUUAGUGCACUGUGAGGAUUAAAAUAAUAAAGUCUCCUUUUUUUAAAAAAAAUCACAAAAAGA